Messenger RNA from Puccinia graminis f. sp. tritici CRL 75-36-700-3, 891 nucleotides. RefSeq lists its product as uncharacterized. Lineage: Eukaryota; Fungi; Basidiomycota; Pucciniomycetes; Pucciniales; Pucciniaceae. The transcript is spliced from 3 exons. The record is from RefSeq and is a predicted model, not a curated record. The coding region runs from base 1 to 891 and encodes 296 amino acids.
AUGUCCGCCUUGCCUAUCGCCAGCAAUCUACCGCAGAAUGAAUCUCAACCUCAAGCAACAAGUUCGAUCUCGCUAUCCGAGGUUGAUCUCGAAGAACUGAGCAAAUUACCCAUCGAUUCCCUGGACACGAUUCGCUCAAAAUUGGUUCAAUUGAUUGACGCCAUUACGGGCUUUAGAUCCCAACUAGAAACAUCGCCCCUUGCACCCAAUUCGUUAUCCUACCCUACUCUGAUCUCGAAGUUUCUCAUUUUACUAAAUCAUACCGAAGCCUUAUCACAAGCCUUGAAUACCCCAGUCCCCUCUCAACCGGUCGAUCGGUUCGAACUUCCCUCUGUCAGAGCAGACCGCGAAGAGCGUGAAAAAUGGGAACAUGGGCCCGCAAAGCAGAGCGUCCUGGGCAAUCUGGCAGCCGUACCUCGUGGAUUAGAAGGGCUCGAAGAUGGUAAAGACUGGAUUGUUGGAGUCCUCACUCGGACCAAAUUGGCUCCUGAAAUCGAGAAAGACGAACAGGAUCUUUUAUCAUCACUUCCUCCGCCGCCGACAACUGAUCCGAUUCCAACGGUCGGAUCGCUCUUAGAACACGUCAAGGGGCUGACCAAAGCACACGAAAAGCACAUCGCCAAUUGUCGGACGGCUCUUCAUAAAGCUCGAUACGGGCGUGCGGCGGACCCGAUGGAUCUCGAUACCUCAUCCGACAACGGGAAUGCUGACGAAGGGGAUGCCAAAUACGAGUGGAAGAUGCGAGUUGAAGUUGACGAUCAAUUGAAAGGUGCCAAUCCGGCUGUCCCACUGCAAAUCUCGCCCUCGCAAAACCCCGUCUUGAGGAAUCUGCUGGGAUUCAUGCGUGAUGGCAGGAAACCGACAUAUCCUUCUGCACAGGCAUCUCAAUAA